CUCUCUCUCUCUCUCUCUCUCUCUCUCUCUCUCUCUCUCUCUCUCUCUCACUCAGUCUCGCUUUAACCUUGUGCCCGCUCGGUGCCCGCUGCUCCCGCCUCUAGAAAAGAAAGAAAAAGAAAGAAAGAAAGAAAAUGAGACAGCUUUAAAAGGAAGAGUUAAAACAAAUGAAGUAAAGAAAGAAAGAAAGAAAGAAAGAAAGAAAUAAAAUGUGAGAGAGUGAGAUAAUAGCUAUACAAGUGAGCAAGUGAUAGAGAAAGUGAGCAAGAGAGAUAAAGAGAGAGAGAAAAAAAAGUGAAAAAUAGUGAGCGAAUUAAAGAAAGAAAGAAAGAAAGAAAGAAAGGAAGGAAGAAGAAAAGAGACGAAUAAAAAAUAGAAGGAAAGAGUUGAAUAAAGAAGAGGAAAACUGAAAUAAACAAGAAGAAGAAGAAGAAGAGGAGGAGGGAAAUACAGGAAUAAGGAAGAAGAAGAAGAAGAAGAAGAGGAGGAGGAGGAGGAGGAAGGAAAUACAUAAAUAAAGAAGAAAGGGAGAAGUGGUAGAAGAAUAAUAUAAUAAUAAAAAUGAUAAAAUAGAGAAGAAAAAGAGGAAAUAACGAGUCUGUCAAAAAUUUCCCUAGGCCUAUCAGCAAAUUUUAUGAAAGAGGAUUAAGAGGAAUAAAAGAUGAUAUUUAGGCCUAUUUCAAGAAGUACAGAUUUUUCCUAAAAGCCUAAUUUAUUUCAGGAGGCAUAAAAUAUAAAAAGAAGAGGCCUAAAAUUUUCAAGAGGACAAAAAAUCAAGGUCUAAAAAUUUUUCAAGAGGCCUAAUUUUUUCAAGAGGACCAAAAAUAUAAAAAGGCCUAUUUUUUUCAAGAGGACAAAAAAUCAAGAGAUCUGAAAAUUUUGUAGAGCCUAAAAUUUUCAAGAGGACAAAAAAUAUAGAGGCCUAAAAUUUUCAAGAGGACCAAAAAUAUAAAAGAGGCCUAAAAUUUUUCAAGAGGACCAAAAAGAUCAAAAGGCCUAUUUUUUUUAAAGAGGACAAAAAAUUAAGAGGCCUAAAAUUUUCAAGAGGCCUAAAUUUUUCAAGAGGAGGAAAAAUUCAAGAGGCCUAAAUUAAAAAAAAAAGAAAACAACAACAAAAUCAUUAUCAAAUUGAAGAGGCCUAUAUAGAAGACAGCAAGAGGCGUAGUGGGAAGAAAGAGGAGGCCUAUACAGAUCUGAGGAGGCCUAUCAAGAGGAGACAUGCAGGAGGGAGGGGGGAGAGGUUAUCUUCCCUACAGAGGCUGACCAACUGCACUACCUGUCACUCAUGGCCUCUCCCUCUCUCUCUCCCUCCCCCUCCCCCUCUCCCUCCCCCUUCCACCUCUCCCCUCCCCCCAGGCCAUCCCCCUCUCCCUCCCCCGUGCUCCUCUCCCCCUCCUCUCCCUCCUCCUCCUCCUCCUCCCCCUUCCAUGACGCUCUCGCUCGUUCCUACUCCCCCAUUCCUAAGCCUUGUCCGGUCCAUUCCCAUUCCAGCAAGGGUUCCAGCCCAAAGCACCAACUUUCUAGCCCAAAUGACCAGUUUUCCAGCCCAACUUUGCCGUCUAGCCCAACUCGUUCCAGCCCGACCUCACCCAGUCAGAUUUCCAGCCCAAGUCCCUUUUCUAGCCCAACCUUACCUUCCAGCCCAACACCACAGAUUUCCAGUCCAAAUAAUCCCUUUUCUAGCCCAACAUUACCUUCCAGCCCAACACCUCAAUUAUCCAGCCCAAAUGAUCCCUUUUCUAGCCCAAUCUUGAUCCUGGGAGAGGCUGCAGGGGGAGGGGGCGAGCCUAGGGGACGCACACACACACGCACAUGAGAAAACGUACACGCGUGUGGAAUUUCUCAGCGUGUGUACGGAUUUGACAGUCAAGAGGGGGAGGAGGAAGAAGAGGAAGAAGAAGAGGAGGAGGAAGAGGAGGAGAAAAGUGUGAUUCUAGAGUUAGAUUCUUCUCGUGCCGCCUCGCUCACCAGAACCUGCAAGUGGUCAGGAUACAAGAAGCUGCCUGACGGGUGUGAGCUGACGGUCGGGGAGCUGAGAGACAUGGCGAGCCGGCAGCAGCAGCAGAUCGAGACCCAGCAGCAGCUCCUGGUGGCGCGGGAGCAGCGGCUCAAGUACCUGAAGCAGCAGGAGUCGCGCGCCGCAGCCGUGGCCGCCGAGGCUGAGAGGCUGAGGCGGCUGAAGGAGCGCGUGGAGCUGCAAGAGGCCAAGCUGCGGCGUCUGCGGGCACUGAGGGGCCAGGUGGAGGCGACCAGACUUAACACAGCCUCGCUUACCACGGAUCUGGACGCAAUGAGGCAGCUGUUCAGUGAGAAGGAGAAGGAGCUGGUGGUGGCGGUGACGAAGGUGGAGGAACUGACGAGGCAGCUGGAGGAGUUGCGGCAAGGGCGUUCUCCUCUUAACCCAGGCGAUCACCACCACAAUGAACUGGAUAAGCUGCGUAGAGAGUUGUUGUACCGGAACAGCGUGAACAGGGAGGCGUCGGCGAGGGUGGCGGCGCAGCGGGAGACUCUGGCGGCGCGGCGGGAGGAGAUCUCGCGGAUAGACAAGCGAGUGUCGGAGCUACAACAGCGCCUGCACCGGAAGAGACUCCUGAACCAGCAAUUAGCCUCCCAGAUCACCGCGGCCACACAGGCCAAGCAGGCGCAGCUGAAGGCGGUGCAGCAGAAGGCGCUGAGGGAGGGCAUACACUCCUCCUCUUCCGUGGACGACGCCCAGACGCCCGCGCAUCUUAAGAUACCACGCGGGGAGGACCUGGCGGAGUUUAGCCCCAAUAAAAGCGACCCAAAAUACCAAACACUUCCUUACAAUACAAAAUUCUCCGUGACUCAGAAAAACAGGGACUCCGAUUCAUGCCCUCCCACGCCCACCACGCCCACGCCCACCCACCCAGACCCGCCCCUAGCCCCCUCCACGACCCCCGCAGCCCCCACCACCACCACCACUACCCCAGGAGGAGGAGGAGGCGGCGUAUUGAUGACAACUGUGCAUUCAAUUCCUACUCAUCCCCCACCGAGGAGUCUAGCACAUGCCCUGCCCUCCCAGGUGCUGCCGCCCCCCUACUGUGACUCCCGCCCCCCGAAGCCCCCGCCCAAUCCAGCCAUGACCCCCAGGGUAUUUGGUCCCGGCACGCAACACUUCACGCAACGCACGCAACCUCUGGGCGGCGCCGCGCUCACGCAAACCCAGAAGCUGAGUCCAGGUGUAACUUCGCAAAGCCGCGCCCUCCUCAUCUCCUCCCAGGACACAGAGAGAGGAGGCGAGGGAGGGGAAGAGGGGGUACGGGGGGUGAGGGAGGGGGCGCAGCAAGCCCUCCCUCCCCCCAAGCCCCCCGUGCCCUCCAAGCCCCUGCCACCUCCCCGCCAGAAAGGGGACCAGCUGGGGGGGAGCACCGACCCCCUCACCACCCCUGGCCCACCCCCUUCCCGCCCCUCCAGCCUGCAGACUCGCCCCCCACAUGCCUACAGGUACGCCAGCCAAAACGUCAUCAUGUCCACCUACACCCAAGCCGGAGGUGGAGGAAGUGGAGGAGGAGGAGACACGCCAGGAACACCAGAAGACGACUCCACCACCACCACCUCAAACAAGCCCAAAUCCACCACCACCAACAACAACAAUGUGGAUGGAUCGGAGAAAAUCCACGUGUCCAUCAACCGGCGGAUCGAGAUGCCGCCGGAUUUCAUGUUCCCGGAGGACGAGACUCCACCAUCAGACCUGCUGGGGAGGCGGGUGGAGGAGAUGGAGGCGGAUGGUGGGGAGCGGGUGGUGGAUAGCGUGGACAAUGCCGCCCCACUCAUCUCCCUCUCUGAGCUGCGGAUAGAGGGCAGCAAGGAUGAGGGUGAGGCGGAGCAGGGCGUGGAGGAGCGGGAGGAUGCCACUGGACUGCUGCGGGAGGAGAACCGACAGCCAGAUGGCGCCGACACCUCCACCUUACUGGCCAGCGAGGAGCUCCACCCAGAUAACGAAGACAGCAACAGCAAGAACAAGAACGCAAGACAAAGCACCAGCACCAGCAGCACCACCACCACCACCACCAGCACCACCACCCUCUCCAACAUCAACAACCUGAACAACAACACCACCAACAACAACACCGCCAACAACAACACCAGUGGAGGGGGUGUGGUGAUGCGGCGCCUGAAGAAGGGAAACCUGAAGACUAAGAACAGUUCGAAGGUCCCUAGAAGAGUGAGUUUUGAUCCUCUGGCGCUGCUCCUCGACGCGUCCUUGGAGGGGGAGCUGGAGUUGGUCAAGAGAACGGCCAUGGAGGUCUCGAACCCCUCGGCUGCAAAUGACGAGGGGAUAACAGCCCUGCAUAAUGCCAUCUGUGCCGGCCACCUCGAGAUUGUAACCUUUUUGGUGACCUUUGGCUGUGAUGUCAACGCGCAGGACUCCGAUGGAUGGACUCCUCUGCACUGUGCGGCAUCCUGCAACAAUGUGGCCAUGGUUCGGUUUCUGGUGGAGCAUGGAGCCUGCAUCCUGGCCACCACUCUAUCCGACCACGAGACCCCGGCUGAGAAAUGCGAGCAAGAUGAGGAGGGCUACGAUGGAUGCUCCCAGUACCUCUAUAGCGUGCAGGAGAAGCUGGGCAUCAUGAACGGGGGAGUGGUGUAUGCAGUGUAUGACUACGAGGGACAGGCCACUGAUGAGCUCACCUUCGACUGUAGUGAUGCCCUGACAGUGUUGCGGCGUGGCGAUGAGUACGAGAGAGAGUGGUGGUGGGCGCAGCAUGGCAACCUGCAGGGAUAUGUGCCGCGGAACCUCCUGGGGUUAUAUCCUCGAGUUAAGAACCCUUUGAAGGACUCCUGAGAAAAACAGCUACUACUACUAUGACUUCUGUGACCUGCCCAUUGCUCUCUCCUCUCUACAAUUUACCUGAGAAGAGAGAGAGAGAGGGGAAGAGAAAGAAGAGAGGAUGAUAAGAAAGAAGAGGAGGGAUAGAGAGAGAGAGAGAGAGGUUAAAAUAAACACAACAGAAGAGAAAGAAGAGAGAGGAGAGAAAGAAGAGGAAAAGAAGAAAGGAUGGUGAUGAUACAAACACAUACAAACAUACAUAAACACACACACUCCAUCUUUUGCCAUCACCACUUCAUCCACUCACUCAAUGGGAGAAAAAGACAGAGAUAAAACAAAAUUCUUAUUAUCAACACCAUUUAAUUGAAAUAGACAAAAAUAAACCAAAUUUCCUACCUGAUAACACCAACACCAUCAACAACCAUUAUUCCUCAUCAAUAGAGAGAGAAAGAGAGUGAAAAAGCAAACUCUCAACACCAUCAACACCAGUAUUCUUUCAUCAGUAGAGUGUGAGAGAUAAAAUAGCUUCUCAACACCGGUCAACGCCACUCACUGAUCGAUGCGGAAGAAAAAAGCAAAUUCUUAUAUUCUCAACACCACUUUCCAAAACUCUCUCUUUUCACAGCCAGAGUGAGAAAAUAAAGAUAAUUCUCUCAACACCACUUGCUCACCACCAGAGAGGGAAAUAAAACAAAAUAUUGACACCACUAUUAAGAGAAGAAAAUGAUAAAAAAUAGUGAAGAAAAUGAUAAUGCAAAAUAAUAUCAACACCACCAACACCACUUCCUGUUAUGUGAAAGGAAAAUAAAUGCAAAAAUCAUAUCAACACCAAAAUUCUUAAGCUAAUUCUUUCAACACCAAACAAACAAACAAACCCAAGUCCUUUACAUCACCACUACUCAACACCACUAUUCCUUAACGAGAGAGAAAUAAAAAAAUAAAUAAAUAAAAGCAAAAAGAAGUAAAACAAAGACAAUUCUCAACACAACAUCACCAAAAACAAACCAAACAGACCCCAAUCUUUCGUAUCAUCACCACUCAAACACCACACCAGCCAGUCCCAGUGCCUUAACUCAAACAUAUCCAAGUGUACAUAGAUAGAGAGAGAGAACGAGAUAGAGAUAGCAAAUAUAUAUGACAGAUGUAUAUAUAUAUGUAUAAAUAUAUAUAUAUACACAUUGUAUCUGAACGCUUUAUAUAUGUAUAUUAAUUAGCGCGAGGUGACAAAUGAGGCGAGGCAAACAGGUGUGAUAUAACGAGAGAACACAGGUAAUAGGUGAGGGAGAGAGAGAGGGAGAGGGGGGUGCGUGUGUGUGUGGUGGUGUAAUGGGUGUAUACGCUUGACUCUACACCUCCUAUACAGUACGGUGAUUGCAGAAAUAGUGUAUUUUUUUGUUUUGUAUUGCCACCACCACCAUCACCACCACCACCACCACUUGAAUAUUUUAAUAAUAAUAAUAAUGAUACUGAUAUAAUAAUAACUAAUAAUAAUACUGAUAAUUGUAAUGAAUGAAUGAACAGACGAGUGGAUGAAUGCGUGAGUGACUGAAUAAAUAAACAAAACGUUAAUAAAUGAAUAAAGUGUUGCCAUAUGA
Messenger RNA from Scylla paramamosain (green mud crab), 6387 nucleotides. Its product is annotated as apoptosis-stimulating of p53 protein 2-like. Gene Ontology annotation, cellular component: nucleus. Lineage: Eukaryota; Metazoa; Arthropoda; Malacostraca; Decapoda; Portunidae. The coding region runs from base 2042 to 4807 and encodes 921 amino acids. The transcript has 15 exons. The record is from RefSeq and is a predicted model, not a curated record. Gene Ontology annotation, biological process: regulation of apoptotic process. Gene Ontology annotation, molecular function: p53 binding.